Messenger RNA from Morus notabilis, 1368 nucleotides. RefSeq lists its product as uncharacterized. Lineage: Eukaryota; Viridiplantae; Streptophyta; Magnoliopsida; Rosales; Moraceae. The transcript is spliced from 2 exons. The record is from RefSeq and is a predicted model, not a curated record. Bases 304 to 996 code for a protein of 230 amino acids.
GCCAAAUUAGAAUUAGUUUACUUCAAAUUCAACUUUACGUUCCCACUGAGAUUUACAAAAUCCCCCUCACGGGGAAUCUUUAGUAUUUCCUAAAUUUCACACCAUAUAUAUAUAUAUAAUAACGACGUUUAAUAAUUCCAAUACUCAAUUAUUCUGCCUCAUCACCAAAUUAAAAACCCACUUAUAAACAACACGUUCAUCAUGUCCAAGACUCGCCAAUAUUAGCAAACACCCAAAAGCCCUAAUUGAGAGAGAGAGAAAGAGAGAUCGUAAAAAUUAACCCGAAAAAGACGACCAUCAAAAAUGGGAAAUAGUAUUACAGGAGGAGGAAAAAAGAGAGUAAAGAUAAUGAAAAUCAACGGGGAGACCUUCAAAGUGAAGAUCCCAAUAAGAGCUUUGGACGUCACCAAAGAUCACCAGGGACAUGUCCUCUUAGAUUCCGAAGCCGUUAAACAUUUCGGUAUCAAAGCCAAUCCCUUGGAACCACAACAACACCUUAAGCCCAACAAGGUUUAUUUCUUAGUAGAGAUUCCCAGGUUUCCGACUUCCGAGAAUAAUCAAGAUGAGAUAUCGAGAGGCGCACGGAGGGUCCGGUCCGGGAUAAACAUGAGCGCCAAGGACAGGCUCGAGUGCCUCAUGCUGUCACGGAGGUCCGUUUCGGACAUGUCCUUGCUACGGCCGUCGUCGUCUACGGGCCUGAGCUCUGGUGGGCCGGGCCCAGUGAGGGUGAAGAUGAGGCUGCCCUUGGCCCAAGUUGAGAAGUUGGUGGAGGAAAGUAGAGAUAAGGUUGAGGUGGCUGAGAAGAUUCUUGCUCUUUAUAUGGGAGACGAUGGAGGUGCUCACGUGGCGGCGGCGAAAGACGGUGGUUUGAUCCGCCGUGAGGAGUGGAAGCCAGGUCGAGCUAGUAUCACGAAGAAUCACGAGGCUCGUCAGAAGCGAGUGAGUUUCCUUCCAAUUGAAGAGGGAGAAAUUCGAUUAGCUUUGGCAGCCUCUUAAUUGCCUUUAAUCAACAAACAGCACCGGCCGGGGACUUUUCCUAUUAAUUUGGUGUCCAGCUUUUUUUGUAUAUAAAUUCAUUCUUCUGUCUUUCUCAACUCGAUCGUGGACGAUCUAUCAUAUAUUUGUUCCUUAUUGUACUAGAAUAGCAGCAAUUAAAAGAUGUAUUAGCCAAAACAAAUAUCCGUCUCACUGCAUGCCCUCAACCAUAUAUAUAUAUAUAUAUAUAUGUGUGUGUGUGUAAUUUCAUAAUUUGUGAACCAUAAUCUUCAAAAAUCAAACUAAACUUGAUUAAAAUAGUCCUAAUGUCGUUUUAGCACUUAAGAGUGUUAGUUUGAUUCACGUCCCCUGGAAAAAAAAUAAAUUUUCUGG